AUGGGAGGUGCAAUUAAAACUUUGGCACUAUAUAAACGUAAAAUUUCAUGGAACAGUUCCAAAAUCCCCUUCUUUUCCCAAAAGGUCCGAGAGUCAUCUCCAGCUAUGACGAUCGUCAGUACCAAAGUUGCGGUACUUUUCCUGCUACUAGUUUGUAUAAUCCUUCAAUUAGCACACCGAGUCAAGUGCAAAAGUGUCAACCAGGAACGCACGUUGUCCCGCGAAAAAUCCCCGCAAGAUGGUGACGUCGGCGAUGAGUCCGGUAGCUUCGAGGUGUUCAGCGAGGAUAGAUCCGAAGGGUCGCCUACCAAAUCGGAGAAGAACAUUGAAGUCCGGGGCGUUCUGAAGGGUGUCUUUGGUGCAGGGAACGGCGGGGCUCGCAGCGGCGGCGAGGGUUGGGAUCAGAGGAGACGUGAGGGAGGUGGUGGCAGGGAUUAUGGUUACGAUGACCGACGGCGUCGUCCAAACGAUCGUCGGAACGAGCCGUGCUUGGUGGUGAGGGAGGAGGAUGGUCACCAUCAUCAUCAUAAUAGACACCAUGAUGGGUGAAGGAAGAAUUGUCGUAAUGAGAGCUCACGGUGAGAACUGAGGUUUACAAUGUAUUAUCCCGUUUUAGGUUAUAUAUUGUGGUAAUAAAAAACAUUGAAUAAAAGUUG
This is a messenger RNA of Culex pipiens pallens (northern house mosquito), 656 nucleotides long. RefSeq lists its product as uncharacterized. Lineage: Eukaryota; Metazoa; Arthropoda; Insecta; Diptera; Culicidae. The record is from RefSeq and is a predicted model, not a curated record. The coding region runs from base 1 to 549 and encodes 182 amino acids. The transcript is spliced from 2 exons.